Molecule: messenger RNA, 3918 nt
Organism: Coniosporium apollinis CBS 100218
Lineage: Eukaryota; Fungi; Ascomycota; Dothideomycetes
Exons: 3
Coding region: 1-3918 (1305 amino acids)
Biological process (GO): TORC2 signaling
Cellular component (GO): TORC2 complex
Source: RefSeq, a predicted model, not a curated record
AUGUCAAGCCAGGCCGAAACGCCUUCUGCAGACCAGAAUGCGCUACUUCCGAUAUCAAGAGUGGGCAAAGACGGGCGGUCACUGGCGACCACCGCCUUCAGCCGUGGACAGUCCUACGCGACGACGGUGGGACCACCUCCCGGUAGCUUCAGCUCCGAGCUGAGGUCUACCACCUCCCGAAGCGAAACACCACGACCGGACUUUACGGCGCAUACGAGUUUCGGGGAGGAUGAUACACGGACGACGUCAGAGCAGAGGCAGGCCGAGCUGCGGGAUCAGAUUGAGAAGGAGACGAAGAUCAAGAUUGGCUCGGAGAACUUGCUCGAAGCGCUUGCCGCGAAGGGUGCGAAGCAAUCAAAAGCACAGAAGGCCAUUGUUGAGGCCGAGCUCAACUCGUCGAACCGCAAGCUUGCACAGCUCAAGCUGGACUUUCAGGCAGAGGUGCAGCGUGCCAAGGAGCCUCCCAGCAACGCAGGCAGCAGAAUAUCGUAUCUUUUCCGCAAUGCACCUUCGAGAUCAACUACCCAUCAGCCAGCGUCGGAUGACGAGUCUGAGUCCGAACCCGAAACUGAAUCCCCCACCUUUGUCCUCGCAGAAAUCCUGCAGGCUCUGGAGGCCGAGGGGAUGCAGCACGACUACUAUGUCGAGCAAGCAAACUCUCUGGUUGAGCUUUUCAAGCGGCAUCCUACGCUGAAAUUUGACCUCGUCUGGUCCAUUUUCGGUUUACGGAUGCAGACGAUGUUGCUUAGUGACAAUCGCGAGGUCGUCGCCGCAGGGUACAGGGUGAUCAGAUACGCCAUCACGGAUAGGAAAUCGCUUCAAACAAUUCGUGCGCUACACACCGACUAUCUGGUUAUCUUGUCACUCGUCAAGGAAGGUAAGGCAAGCGUGGAGCGAGAGCAGGCCCUCAAGUUCGUGCGAGCCUUUCUCGAUGUCAAAGACGGAGUAAAAGAGAUAUGUCAGGCCGUGAUCAGAAUCGUCAUAGCUGUUGCCGAGCACAGCGACGACAGACUGAGGAACAUCUGUAUCCUUACUCUGACGGAGAUCCUCGCACGCGAUCCUGCUCGGGUAGUCGCAGCCGGUGGCAUUGGCACACUUACCGAUGCUCUAGGGGAAGGACACUACCACGCUGCUGAGAGUCUGACAGGCGCAUUUCUCUAUCUUCUUGACGUCCCUCAGCGGCGAAAACUUCUGAGGUCAGGACAUGAGUUGGAAGUCCCGUUUGCUGCUUUCAUUGACAUUCCAACGAGUCACUCCCACGAAGAAAAGCUGAAAACAAAUGCCAAGGUCAUUGCAUCUCUGCUUCGGGGCUGGCCUGGCCUCAUUGCGCUCUCAAUGAACAAUUUUCUACCCAUCAGGUCCCUUGUGUCCUCUCUUUACACUAGCAUACCGUAUGUGCGCAGUAUCGUGAUGGAGCUCAUCUUUGAUUUGCUCAGGAUCAAGCCGCCCUCAUGGUCCUCUUCGUUUCUGGCCGGGAGAAGGCUGACAACAUAUGGUCGUGUCACCAACAUGAAAUCGGAAACACCUGCGCAGCCCACAUCCGAGUCGCCUGAUGAAAAGGACAAAAGGAGCCUUGUGGACCACUAUGCGGCAAUUCUUCUAGCUGUGCUCCUUCACUCGGGCCUCUUGGAAGCUCUUCUGCACGCCGAGGAGGAUCCUCUUACGGAGCCACUCAAGAGAAAGACAACCUUACUGCUCGGUGAGAUACUCAAGAUGGCAAGUGAGCUUCUACCAACGUCGUGGAGCUCCGAUCUGCAAGUUCUUCCAGGACUUCUAAAAUCUGCUUCUAGCUUCCAUGUGGAAGAUCGCUUCGUCGCCACAGGGACCAUCUACCAGGUCGACAGCAUCAACCGUACCCUGUACCGAUCGGCAACAAAUCCAUCGCACGCGAGGAAACCGGAGACGCAAAGCGAGUUAGACGACAACACGCGGCAGGCAGAUCAGCCCAAGACACAAGCGAACGUACAGAUGGGCGAGGCGGCGUUCAGACAGCAACUGGUCGACACAGGUACUUUACGCUCCUCCAACUUCACCAAAUGGGACUGGACCCUCAUACAGCAAACACUCGACGGGCCCAUGUUUGACCCGAAGCGCCUUGACGACGCAAUAAACGCGACCGACUUUGCCAAGCGAAUGUUUGGCUUCUAUCGCCCUUUCAAGCACAGAUUUUCGGAAAUCAAGAACACUAGACCAAAUCAGCGCUACGUGCGAGCUGGCUGCGCCCUGGUCCGCGGCUUUCUGGCCAAUCCGCAAGGCGUGCGGUACCUCGCUGAAAACAAGAUGAUAAGGCAGCUGGCUGAGUGCCUGUCACACUUUGACAGAAUGAGUGGAUUGACUUCUGAAUCGCCUCUUUUUACAGUGGAACGAAUGUCCGACACAUUGACUGGUGGCUACUUUGCCAUUCUUGGCGCGAUGACUGCGGAUCCGAAGGGGCUGCUGAUACUGGAGCGAUGGAAGGUCAUCAAUAUGUUCUACCAUAUCAUCGAGCUGCCGAGCCGAGACGACCUAAUCAAAGCCCUCCUCAGCAACAUGGAUUACACCCUGGAUGGACACCUACGCAUCAUUGUCUCCAAGGCAAUGACCUCCUGCUCGAAGGACAUCCGCAUCUUCUCCACAAGACUCCUGCGCAAAUACGCGAAGAAACCGAUGCAAGCCUCGGAGUCCGCACCCAUCGGCAGUGGGGUCGCAGAGUGGGCAAUCCGCCUCCUCGUGACCCAGCUUUACGAUCCCGAGAUCGAGGUCUGCGAAGUCGCCAUCAAGAUCCUCGAAGAAGCGUGCAACCAGCGACACUCGCUCGAGUAUGUCGUCAAAUGCCGACCGGCACUGGAUCAUCUCGGCGAAAUCGGCGCCCCGUUGCUCCUGCGGUUCCUCUCGACUUCUGUCGGAUAUCACUACCUGGACGGGCUGGACUACAUCACCAAAGAGAUGGACGACUGGUUCCUAGGGCGAAACGACAGCUACGUCUCGCUAGUCGAAGCAUCACUAGCACGUGCACUGGCAGAUGUACCCGACAAGCCCCACACCCAGCAGCUCUCCUUCGACGAGACGCCUGACAUCACUGACUACGGCGUCGUGCCGCCGCACUUCUACCGCGAGCUAACCCGCACAGAAGAGGGGUGUAAGCUGCUCGAGCAGAAAGGGCAUUUCGACGAGUUUGCUAGCACGAUCCGUGAGUUCGGCAUGGAGGACGAGGACGCGGAGACCAUCAUUAAGGUCAAGGGCUGCCUGUGGGCAGUCGGCAACGUGGGAUCCAUGGAGCUCGGCGCGCCGUUUCUCGAGAAGACGGACGUGGUCAAGUGGAUCGUGGAUAUUGCGGAGAAGUCCGAGGUCAUGACCAUGCGAGGCACGGCUGUCUUUGUUCUAGGGCUCAUUUCGAGAAGCUUGCAUGGCCAGGAGAUACUGAUUGAGUAUGGCUGGGAUGCGAAUUAUAAUGAGAUGGGUGAAUCGGUGGGAUACUGUGUGCCGCUUGAUCUUAGGAAGCUCUUUGCGCCCUGGACUGCCUCGACUGCCAGACCUGACACAGUCAACCCGGCAACGGCACCCAAGCCUAAGAUCACGGACCGAGACCCGCUCAACGCACGCAUCCUCAAGCUGGUGACUGAUCUGGGCAACACGGUGCUCGCCAAGCGGGCUGUUGCUGACCUCCAGAACAUCAAAGCAAGAAAAGCACCCGGUUUCCAAAAGCCGUCCCUCUUCCACAAAGUCAUGGCCAUCCUCGAAUCCCACCAUUUCCGCCUCCCGGUCUGCCGCUUCGUCAUCGAUUUGUUCGACAAGAGUGUCUUGAGACAGAUCGUUCUCGAGAUAGAGAACGACAGUGAUGAAGAGGGAGCGGAGGACGACGAUGAGGACGAGGACUCAGACGAAGAGGAAUCGCCGAUCUUGGAAAGUAAAGCACUGACUCGUCCGGACCCUGAGUGA